Molecule: messenger RNA, 1668 nt
Organism: Bathycoccus prasinos
Lineage: Eukaryota; Viridiplantae; Chlorophyta; Mamiellophyceae; Mamiellales; Bathycoccaceae
Exons: 1
Coding region: 1-1668 (555 amino acids)
Biological process (GO): tetrahydrofolylpolyglutamate biosynthetic process
Cellular component (GO): mitochondrion; cytoplasm; cytosol
Molecular function (GO): tetrahydrofolylpolyglutamate synthase activity; ATP binding
Source: RefSeq, a predicted model, not a curated record
AUGCCGGAACCUGUCAGCAUCCACCAAAAUGACAAAGUUCUUUUUUUACGAGAAGAAGAAGACCACGCUCAAAAUCAAUUGGAAGCGGAUUACGAGAAAUGCUUGAACGAACUCGCGAAGACAAUCUCCGGAAAAAACCGGAACGUCUCCGGCGACAUAUCCUGGGAGGACCAGUUCAAAACCUUACACGAAUACGUGGACGAAUUAAACCUGCGCCAUUUUUUGGAAACGCAGUCGAACGCGAUACACGUGGCCGGGACGAAAGGGAAAGGGUCCACGUGCGCGUUUUGCGAAUCUGUCUUGUUGGAAAACAAGGUAAAAAAUGUCGGUUUGUUCACGUCGCCGCACUUGGUGGACGUGCGAGAACGGUUUCGGAUAAACGGCGAACCGGUUGGGAAACGGGAAUUUAUCGAGGCGUUUUGGUGGACGAAAACAACGAUCGAGAAGGAAUUAAAGAUGGAGUUACCGGCGUACUUUCGAUUCCUGUUCCUUUUAGGAUUGAAGAUAUUCAAAGACGCCAGGACGGAGUGUUUGAUAUUAGAAGUCGGAUUGGGAGGACGGUUAGACGCGACGAACUGCGUCCGAGAACCCAAGGUGGUUGCGGUGACGAGUUUAGGUUUAGACCACGUGGAAGUGUUAGGAGAUACGAUCGAGAAGAUCGCGUGGGAGAAAGCUGGGAUAUUUAAAAAUAAGACGAGAGCGUUUACGAGUCCGCAAGUUCCCGAGGCGAUGAAAAGUUUGGAGAGGAAAAAAGAAGAGGUUGGAUGCGAGUUGGUCGUCGCAAGACAGAUUGAUUUAGACGGAAACGACGAAGAUGGUAACAACACAGGCGGCGAGGAGAAAGUUGAACUCGGUCUGAGUGGACCGCAUCAGAGGAUAAACGCGAGCUUAGCCGUGGAGUUGGUCAAAGAGUGGGCGAGGAAAACGAAACAUCGAGGGAUAUUAGCAGAAUUGGAGAAGGAAAGAGAGAAGAAACCGGAGGCGAAACUCGUGCUUCCGGAUACUUUUCGAAGAGGAUUAGAAAAGACCAGAUGGCCUGGUCGAGAACAAAUCGUACGAGACGAGCACAGUAAAAACUUGACGUUUUAUUUGGACGGCGCCCAUACGGAAGAGUCCAUGCGCACGUGCGCGGAAUGGUUUUCCGCGCACGUCAACGCCAAACGGAAGAAGGACGGGCAGCACGACAACUGUUACAACGACGGGAAACAAUUAAGUUCGGGAAUGUGUCACAAUGUCUUCCUCUUCAAUUGCAUGGAAGAGCGGUCGCCAAAGGUUUUGUUGUCGGCUUCUGUGGACGUUUUGAAAUCGAAAAACGUGCGCAUUGAUACCGCCAUGUUUUGCCCGCCGGAUUCCUCCGCGCUCGGACUGGUUAAAGUCGAAGACGACAAGAAGAACUUGGAGUGGCAAGAAGCGUGCGCAACGACUUGGCGCGAGAUUGAAAAGGUGAAAGGUCUCAACACCAGUAAUUUUAGUAAUAGUAGUAGUAGUAGUAGUAUUAGUAGUAGUAGUGGUCAAACGGAUGUUCGCGCUUCCGUGGCGGGCGCGAUAAGCGCCUUGAGACGAAAAGCAGAUUUGGUCGCGCCGAAACGCGUCGACGUGUUGGUCGCCGGGUCCCUGUAUUUAGUCGGCGAUAUUUUGCGACAGUUGAAAAAGUUAGGCGUAAAGUAG